Asparagus officinalis (garden asparagus) is the source of this 3762-nucleotide messenger RNA. Its product is annotated as protein SPA1-RELATED 2-like. Gene Ontology annotation, molecular function: protein binding. Gene Ontology annotation, biological process: photomorphogenesis. The transcript has 10 exons. NCBI's taxonomy places the organism in Eukaryota, Viridiplantae, Streptophyta, Magnoliopsida, Asparagales, Asparagaceae. The record is from RefSeq and is a predicted model, not a curated record. Bases 299 to 3220 code for a protein of 973 amino acids.
GUUUUGGAACCUCAGGCUACUGGUUUCAUUUUUCCUCCUCCCCCUCGCAAGUCAGAAAAUUAAUUGCCUCUCAAGCGAGCUCCAGCUGAAACAUCGGCAGCUCCAAUGCACCGAACUAGCAGCCCCUUGGAGUAAGAACUCAUCAUCUAUUUAUUUCAACUCUUUGAUCAGAAGAAAAGUAAAUUUCAGGGUUAUAUUUUUUUCCUUAAUGUAUGGCAUUCGGGGUUUCUUUCAUCUAAUUGGUCUUCAAACGCUGGGUUAUCUGUUAUAAUAAAAGUUGUACCAACGGAAACCCAUAAUGGAAGGAUCAGCUGAUGUAAGUGUAAGUGAACCUGUGGAGCACUCGGUCGCGGCUCCUCACAUUAAAAGAAAAGAGAACGACGAACAGCUCCCUCAGCAACGAGAUACAGACAAUGCUUUGGAGAAUGCAGACCAAGUUACAAUUCCAAGGUCGCCAGAGAAUUUUAUGGAAACCUUAGCAGGAAAGGAUCUAAGUCAUGACCAGGGUUCAGCAUCGGACCCUGGAAUGAUGGUGGAAGAGCUGACAUUGAACAAUUACAAGAGCCCAAUCUUGUUUAAAGGCGAAGGUUCCUCAGUUAAGAAAGGUUUCUGGAACAAUUUUACAAGGUUGGCUGGUGAACCGAGAAGUAGAGAUGCAUCAUUGAGAAGUUCAUCUAUAGGAUAUCGGGAGGGCGUAGGGAGUUUGUUUAUGCCACAAAUGUCAAUGAGAAGGCCUCCAGGAUCCACUCAAUUGGAGCCAAGUCCUUCUAAGGUAGCUGAUCAUUUAGCUGAAAGUGAUCACCGCAUUGCUUCAAGAAGUAUGCUUGACAAACCUGUGGAAGGGAUCCGGACAAAGGUUUUACCAGCAUCUGGUUUUUCUCAGUUUUUAGUAAAGAAUUCAUUGAGGAGAAAGGGGGUUGCAUAUAAACAUCCAGGAAUUCGGAAGGAGCCUUGGGGUGUAACCCAAAGUCGAAAUAAUCUAGCAAGGUCUAGCAACGAUGCAGAGGUGGAUACUCAUUCAUCAGAGAAGCCAAGUGGAAAACAUGAUGACAAAACUUUGAUUGGAGGCGGUGGUCAAGCUGAUACCCGGCAUGAUGAGAUUAGUUUGAGGGAAUGGUUGACCCCAAGGCUUCACAAGUUGGAUAAAUUCGAGAGGCUUCAGAUGUUCAAACAGAUUUUAGAACUUGUAGAUUCCUCACACUCCCAAGGACUUAUUUUGCAGUGUCUACGUCCAACAUAUAUAUUGAUUUCACCUUCAAAUCAAGUCAAAUAUGUCGGUGCCUUUGUCCCUAGAAGUCAGAUGGAGCAACUGGAAGGUCAACAUAAUCAAAAUAUUGAAAAUUAUUUAGAGCCUCAUUUGAAAAGGAAAAAGUAUUGGUGGCACGAUGACAACAGUUCAUCAAGCAUGCACCAGAAACUCGGUGAAUCAUACAAACCUCAUGUGCUUUCUGGUGGUUCUGCUCUCCAACAACCGACAUUGGAGUUUUUGAAAUUGGAAGAAAAAUGGUAUGCUAGUCCAGAGGAACUAAACAUGGGCACUUGCUCGUUUUCUUCCAACAUCUACGGUCUUGGGGUUCUUCUUUUUGAGCUGUUUUGCUACUUUGAUACUUGGGAACUGCAUUCUGCUGCAAUGUCUGACCUUCGCUACAGAAUACUUCCUCCGAAUUUUCUAUCAGAGAGCCCUAAAGAGGCAGGAUUUUGCCUUUGGUUGCUACAUCCAGAGUCUUCUUCGCGACCUAAUUCAAGGGAUAUUCUUCUCUCGAACUUCGUGAGUGAAGGUCAAGACAUGUUAUCUCCAGAUGACUCAGCAGCUAUUGAUGAAGAGGAUGCAGAGGCAGAUUUGUUGUUUCAUUUCUUGUUAAGCAUGAAGGAACAAAAGGAGAAGCAGGCUGCCAAGUUAGAAGCUGACGUCCAGCGCUUAACAGGAGAUAUUGAGGAGGUCGAGAGAAGGAGACCUGCACAUGGUGAAGGAACAUCCUGGUUUUCCACGUCAAUUCUAAAGGAGGAGAGGCUGAUCGGAAAUCUUGAUCAACUUGAAAAUGCAUACUUUUCCAUGAGAUCCAAGAUUGAGCCUUCUGAAAGUGAUUCUGUGUCUCGUUCAGAUUCAGAUGUUCUGAGAAUCCGCAAUGGAAGAUUUCAGGUUCAAAAUGACACUGAUCUAUGGAAGGAACCUACAGAUUCUCUUGGUUCCUUUUUUGAAGGUUUAUGCAAGUAUGCUCGAUAUAGUAAAUUUGAAUUAUGUGGAAGCCUAAGGAGCGUAGAUAUCCUCAACUCUGCAAAUGUCAUUUGCUCUUUAAGUUUUGAUCGAGAUGAGGACUACUUUGCUGCUGCAGGCGUUUCAAAGAAAAUUAAAAUCUUUGAAUUUGGUGCUCUUUUGAACGAUAGCGUUGACAUCCAUUACCCAUUGAUUGAGAUGUCUAAUAGAUCCAAGCUCAGUUGCGUCUGUUGGAACAACUACAUUAAGAACUAUUUAGCUUCGACAGACUAUGAAGGUGUGGUUCAGUUAUGGGAUGCGAGCACAGGGCAGGGAUUCACACAAUACAUAGAGCAUCAGAAGAGAGCCUGGUCUGUUGAUUUUUCUAUAGUGGAUCCAACUAGGCUGGCUAGUGGAAGUGACGAUUGUUCAGUGAAACUCUGGAGCAUUAACGAGAGAAACUGCACUGAUACAAUCAGGAAUGUCGCCAAUGUUUGUUGUGUCCAAUUCUCACCAUACUCUUCCCAUUUGCUGGCCUUCGGUUCAGCUGACUACAAAAUAUACUGUUUUGAUCUACGGAUGACCAGAGUUCCCUGGUGUACUUUGGGUGGACACGGGAAAGCCGUUAGCUAUGUAAAGUUUGUAGAUUCUGUAACAGCUGUGUCUGCAUCCACUGACAACAGCCUUAAGCUUUGGGAUCUUAACAAAACCAAUCCAAGUGGUUUGUCGACCAAUGCUUGCAGUUUGAGCUUCAGUGGUCACACCAAUGAGAAGAACUUCGUAGGUCUGUCUGUUUCUGAUGGAUAUAUAACCUGUGGUUCAGAAACCAAUGAAGUUUAUGCUUACUACAGAACUCUUCCCAUGCCGAUAACUUCUCACAAGUUUGGCUCCACAGAUCCUAUUACAGGGCAAGAAACCGAUGAUGAUAAUGGACAAUUUGUUUCGAGUGUCUGCUGGAGGGAAAGGUCAAAAAUGGUGAUAGCAGCAAACUCAGCUGGAACCAUAAAACUUCUGCAAAUGGUUUGAGGCUGGGAAUUAAUUCUUGAAGCAGAAGGAAACACAUUAAAAGGAAUCCUUUACUCCGGAAGAGCACAGUGGUUCGGCUGCUGACCCAGUCGACCUGCCUCUUGUUUGAACUCGCUUAACUGUGGAUUUCUUUUCCUAAGCCAGCAAGUUAACUUUGUCAUAUAUUUGGAGAUUUGGAGUCUCCUCAGCUUUUCAUCCUUUCAAAAAGAUCAAAGUACCACAUCCAGUAUAAGCGAGAAACCAUAUCAGUUCCAUACGUACCCUUGAAGGGGAAGCUAACCACCAAUUCUAUGAUCUCAAUAUUGACAUAACCAUAAGCCAACAGCCUUUCCAUCUUCAUAUUCACUUCAGAGUAUUUCCACCAAUGUUAAUGCUUUGCCAGAUGAAGGAUGAAAAAAAUAGAUGUACAAAGAUGACGCAAAUGUUGAAAUAAAAAAAGCUAUAGUGAGAUUAAAGCAGUUAUACCGAACACUUGUUGACAAAAAGAGUGGUAUUGAGUUCUGUACAUAAAAUUUUGUGUCAUCAUUCAUGUUAUUGGUUUA